Messenger RNA from Ramularia collo-cygni, 1521 nucleotides. Its product is annotated as related to protein priB. The record is from RefSeq and is a predicted model, not a curated record. Gene Ontology annotation, molecular function: oxidoreductase activity. Bases 1 to 1521 code for a protein of 506 amino acids. The transcript has a single exon. Lineage: Eukaryota; Fungi; Ascomycota; Dothideomycetes; Mycosphaerellales; Mycosphaerellaceae.
AUGACAUUCGAAGACCGCACGAAAGUCUACCUGAAGAAGCACUGCGGAUCGUCUUACGGAGAUAUGUUCACGAGUCACGAAGGGGCGCCACUCGUAGCACCAAGUUUUCACGCACAGCAAGGCCGAGUGCGAGCGAUGUUGGGCUGCGGCAUGUGCUACCAGAGUCUACCAGUCUUGGCGUGUUUCGUUGAGCAGAGUUGGCAACUAGGAGCAUCGGCAGCAAAGAGCAACGAGCUGAGCUAUGCGCUGUGCAGUGUCGAUGGAGACAUCAUUCAAGCUCUGACUGCCAUUCAGAAGACUCUUCUCACGCCGUCAGGUUCGCGGAGAUUGGAUGAUGUUGAACUUGAAGUAGUCUCCGCUCUCUUUCAGGCACUACUAGACGGGAAACAGCAAUUUCCAUCAGAUAACUAUCCUUAUGCUCGUAGCCUGAGUGCACUACAAGCGUCAGGAUUGGUAUCAGGCGUUGAAGACACUACAAUCGAUCAACGCCAGGGCCCACCGCUCAUCAAAGUUCCUUCAUUGAACGAGCAUGUUGAGACGUUCAAGCUAGGCGAGAAACGGGUGCCACGCCUCUUUUCUGGUCUUUGGCAACUCUCCAGUCCAUCCUGGGGCACAGCUUCGAGCGCUCAAAUACAAUCUCAGUUUUCGCAAUAUGCUUCAUAUGGAUUCACCGCCUACGACAUGGCGGACCACUACGGCGACGCCGAAAUAAUCUUCGGCAAGUUCAGAGCUGGCUGCUCGAACCCGGAGCUGCUUUUCGGCGCAACUAAGUAUUGUGUCUUUACAUCCACGAGCAUCACUCGGGAAGUGGUCGAAGCGAAUGUGACGGAGCGCUGUCGGAGGAUGCUCGCCACUUAUGUCGACCUUCUGCAGUUCCACUGGCAAGAUUACGGCGAUGCACAGUACAUGACAGCCCUGAAUUACCUACAAAACGAUCCUCGCGUACGCGCACUGGGACUGUGCAACUUCGAUACCCACCACAUGCGCAAGAUUUUGGACUCAGGAAUCAACAUCUCGACCAACCAAGUCCAAUUCUCGUUAAUCGACUCGCGGCCACUGAUGCACAUGGCGGAGGUGUGCAAAAAACACAAUGUGAAGCUCCUAACAUACGGCACGCUCUUGGGCGGCUUCCUCGCGGAAAAGUGGCUGGGCAAAGCCGAACCUGCAUCACUCUUUGCGGAAUCCAUCACCCCGAGUCAGAGGAAGUACUACGAGAUGAUAUUGAACUGGGGCUCGUGGGUACUGUUUCAGGAGCUGUUGGAGGUCUUGAACAGGAUCGCUAGAAGGUAUGGAGUGAGCGUGAGCAAUGUCGCGACACGAUGGGUCUUGGAUUUCGAAAUCGUGGGCGCGGUCAUCGUCGGUACCAGGUGGGGUGUCAGUGACAAUGCAGGGGAUAAUCUGAAGGUCUAUGGGCUGAAUUUGGAUGAUACGGAUAGGGACGGGAUCGAAAGUGUUCUGAGAAGGAGCAGGAGAGACGAGAUGGUUGAAGUUUUGGGAGAUUGUGGAGGGGAGUAUCGCUAG